CAAACAAGGAAGUUUAUCACACCAUACGGGUUACCGUUCCUGCUUCUAUCAUCGCUACUUUUGGUUUUAUUCAGUGUUAUAAUGUCUCGUGACGCGGUGGUCGUUGCGGCAAUUGAUUUUGGUACGACAUAUUCUGGCUGGGCUUUCUCCUUCAAGCACGAGUUUAAGAGCGAUCCCAUCAAAGUGUCCGCCAAGACAUGGACGGGUGGUCAGCUGGUGUCCUCGAAAGGUCCUACUUGCGUGUUAAUCAAGCCGGACGGACGAACACUGGCGGCGUUCGGGUACGAGGCGGAAUCCCGGUACGCGGACCUGGCGGAGGAGGAGAAGCACGUGAACUGGUUCUUCUUUCGUAGGUUCAAAAUGAUGCUCUAUGGCAAAAUUGGAAUGCAACGCGACAUCUUGCUGAAAGAUGCGACUGGCAAAGAGCUCCCUGCAAAAACAGUGUUUAGUCUCAGUAUUAAGUUCUUGCGGGACGACAUGUUAGCGAUGUCCCAACAGCGGCUGGCGGGUGACGGGCUUGCCGACAACGAGGUCCACUGGGUUCUCACCGUCCCCGCCAUCUGGAACGACGCCGCUAAACAAUUCAUGAGGGAGGCCGCGGAGGAGGCCGGUAUACCAAGUGACCAAUUAACAAUCGCCCUGGAACCGGAAGCAGCCUCUCUGUACUGUCGUCAUCUUCCGGUAGAGAAAAACAAAGGCUCGAAAGCUGCCUCACUCGCACAGUUUAAAACGGGAACCAAAUAUAUGGUACUCGACUGCGGAGGCGGGACGGUGGACAUCACAGUACACGAGGUGGCAAAUGGCGGCCAUCUGAAGGAGCUGCACAAGGCCAGCGGGGGUGCCUGGGGAGGCACCAAAGUCGAUGACGCAUUCUUUACGUUCCUUCAAAAACUCGUGGGUGCACCAGUUUUGAAGACAUUUAUGACCCAGCACAUGGAUGACUAUAUAGACAUAUUUCGCGACUUUGAGAUCAAGAAACGUGAUGUCGCGCCGUCACGUGACAACAAAGUGACGUUCCGGAUACCCAUAGCGCUACUUGAUGUCUUCUAUGAUAUGACUGACGAAACGCUCAAACAAGUUAUACCACAAACGCGUUAUGCGGGAAUGAUAACACUCACUGGAGAUAAAAUGCGUAUCGACGCUUCCGUCGUGAAGUCGUUCUUCAAAGAGUCGGUAGACAGUAUAGUAGAACAUCUUGGGAAUCUCUUUCGGGAGCCGUCUGUCGCCGGUUGUGCCGCCAUCGUCAUGGUUGGCGGCUUCUCGGAAUCGCCCAUGCUGCAGGAAACUAUCAAGAUACAAUUUCCGGAUGUCCGAGUGAUUAUUCCCGACGAAGCUGGACUCGCCAUAUUAAAGGGGGCCGUUAUUUUUGGGCACUGUCCAAAUAUUAUAUCUGAGAGGAUUAGUAAAUACACGUACGGCGUAGCGUGUUCACAGACGUAUAUGCAGGGAAUACAUCCUCCAGACCGGAAGACUCUUAACGAAGACGGCGAAGAGGAAGUUGAUGAUAUUUUUAGUGUGCAUGUGAGAGCCGGACAAAAACUGGACAUAGAUGAGGUUCAAACGGCGCGCACAUACAGCGUUGGUCAAGCCGACCAACAAGCCAUGACCAUACAAUUUUUCGCCACUGAUAAAACUGAUCCCAUGUUUGUUGACGAUCCGGGGUGUAACCGGAUAGGGAUUAUGCAAGUGCCUGUUCCUGGGUUCGGAUGUGACCGUCAGGCUAAAAUAAGCCUCAAAUUCGGCAAAACUGAAAUCGAGGCUAGCGUAAAGAUUGUACAUACUAGUGAUGUCAGUAAAGCGAAUAUAAAUUUUCUUGGUUAAAAUCAUGACACGGCUAUUGGCGUAUUGCGUGAGAACACGCAUGUGUUUCCCAUCAAAUAUGCUAUUCUAAGAAACGCGUGACAUUUUAAAACGUAGAUUCUCCUGAGUCUGGUCCACUGCCUCGUUUCCGCAAAACACCCUACGCUCCAGAUGGGAUGAAAACUCUUACAGAUUUGGCUAUGGAAGAUAUUUAUAAUCUUUCAUUCUUAACAUUUGGAAUGAACAUUGUACUUUGUAUUUUAUUUUAUUAACUUCUUUGUAUUAUAUUUUAUAAACUUAGUCUAUAUUUUGAGUUAGUAUUUUUGCAGUCUAUGACAGUAUAUACUCAUAAUUCUUUGGUAUUACCUCCUAUUUUAAUUAUUGACUUAUGGAAAAAAUAUUUUGAUGAUACUUAAUUUCAUUUUCAUCACAAUUAAAAAAUGUCGUGAAUUUCAAAUAAAUUCCGCAAAACAACUUACGCUCGAGUCGGGAUGAACCUAUCUUACACUCUCGGUCAUGGAAGAUACUUAUAAUCUUACUCGGACAGGGAAGAUACUUAAAUUCUUACAAUAAUCAGCUAUAACAUAUGCACAAAUGUGUAGGCCCAUUAUGGUAUCAGCCCUUGAAACUUUUGUUUUAAAAAUAUAUGAUAGAAGCGUUACCUUUAAUAAUGAAGAAAAUAGUAACAAACUAUAAUCAAGUGUAAGCAAGAAUGAUAAGCCUCUACAUAAAACAGUUAUACAUUUAACAUGCAAUUAUGAGUUCUAUGUGUUUUAAUAUGUUCACGCCUAAAUACGUUGUUGAAAAUUCAUUUUUAUUUUGAGUUAUAUUCGCUAUUCCAAUAACAACACGUCAUAUUUGACCUUAAUAUUUAACAAGCAAGUAUGUUGAAUUGAUAUCUCCCGCAUGAUAAAGACAAAGUAGAUGGAAUCAAAAUUUUGGUGAAUAAUUCCAACAGAAACAUGCAAAGUGAUUGAGUUUUAUAAAGGUGUGAUUUGAGAUAUGAGUGUGUUGCAAUUGUUUGAAAUAAAAGAAUGUAUAUUGUAGCAUUUACAUUUUCCCCCAGUAACCUAGUCCCCCCUUUACCCAAU
Molecule: messenger RNA, 2891 nt
Organism: Mya arenaria
Lineage: Eukaryota; Metazoa; Mollusca; Bivalvia; Myida; Myidae
Product: heat shock 70 kDa protein 12A-like
Exons: 9
Coding region: 82-1821 (579 amino acids)
Molecular function (GO): ATP binding; ATP-dependent protein folding chaperone
Source: RefSeq, a predicted model, not a curated record